Molecule: messenger RNA, 228 nt
Organism: Diaporthe citri
Lineage: Eukaryota; Fungi; Ascomycota; Sordariomycetes; Diaporthales; Diaporthaceae
Exons: 2
Coding region: 1-228 (75 amino acids)
Source: RefSeq, a predicted model, not a curated record
AUGGCGGAUCAGCCUCCUCCUCCAGGGAACCCUAGCACAACGACCCACAACGCUCACAACCCCAAGCGGGGCGUGGGCCUGGCCGGGGAUAUUGUGGGCUCUGUUUCCAAAGGACUCGAGGUCGGCGGGCGUCGGAACCCCGUCAGCGAGAUCGUCGGGACCGUCUCGGAUGGCCUGAAGCAUGGGGCCGGUGAGCAACCCAACAGGCAUGCAGAACCGAAGAAGUAG